AAUGACCUAGGUUUAGGAAAUAGAUUUAUUGUAUGCCAACUGGAGAUUAUUUUCACGUUCAGAUUAAGAUUAGGAAAUUAUUAUAACAAAAUAGUAAUUUCGUUUUCUCAAAGCUUGACAAAUCUUUUUGUUUUGAAAGGCCUGAUUUCAGCCUAUCUCAAGAAAUGUGAAAUCACAAAUGCACAAAAUGUUUAUGCUAUUUUUGUAUUCAUAACGAAGAAGUUGUCAAAUUGAUAGUUCUGUACUUCUUCUUAUAAUAAACUGCUUGUUUUAUAGGUCCUGGAAGCUGAAUCAGAUGAAUCUCUGCUAAAUAUAAUUUUUCAAAACAGCGGGAUGUUCCAAACUGCUGGUUGCUUCAGAAGUGUGAAGAUUUCUGAGAAGAAAACUUUUGUAGAGGAGUAUCUCAGAUGGUACAUCCUUGACAGAAACCACAGUGCCAUUCAACGAUUCAAAGAUGGACUGGCAAGUCUGGGGUUUUUCGCUGCACUGCAACAGCAUUUCAGUGUCCUGUCCCCAGUCCUAUGUUUCUCUGCCAAGGCCCUGACUGCUUCAGACUUGGAGACCAUGUUCAAACCAGAUCUCAGCCCAGUAGGAACCAAUAGGCGGCAAAAGGAGGGCAAAACUAUCGUCUUCUGGGCAGAUUAUUUGCUUGAUUGCGAAGAGAAAAACACUGCUGUAUGUCUAGAGGAAGUCCUGAUGUUUGCUACAGGUCUGACAGCGAUUCCACCAGCAGGCAUGAUGCCAUCCCCACAUCUUGAGUUUUUGAGUGAUUCACCCUUUCCUGUUGCAAACACCUGUGCAAAUACACUGAAACUGCCACUUUUGGAAUCUUACGCUGCUUUUAGGGCUAACAUGGACUUUGGAAUACAAAAUGCUCCGGGAUUCGGAUGCUACUGAAACUGAAAGAAGAGAUUUCUUGGCAGUCUUGUUCUAAUGCUGUUGGCAUUCAGCUAAUUUUGUGAUGGUUGCUCCAUGGGUCCAUGUUGUUCUCCAUUUCUGGGUGGCAAAGCCUUGCCAUAAUUUCUGAAAAGAUUAGAUAAUAUGAUGUCCUUUUCAAAGUGAUAGCUUUGAAAGGGACAUCAGCUUAUGAAGUCAACAAUCCGUUAGGGCAAAUUCUGUAUUUUUUUUUAGAGUGGUGUAUGUCUGGUUUAGGCUCAUGGUCCGGGCAUUUCUAAUAUGUCCAUAAUAUAGUUUUUUGUAUCAUCUUAAAAGGGGAUACACUCGGCUUUCAUUUAAGCCAAGUUUUGAAUCUGACCAACUCAGGUCACCAGAGCUUGUUAAAACAAAAUAACAUGAAUCCUUUUCGCCUAACCAAGAAACUUUGUUUGUAAUCCAAUGGUAUCCAGGGACACAAGAGUUGACAACUGAAAUACUCAGACUAAGAAAUCCUGAAAUGUACCAAAUCUAUACUACCAUGCAGUCAUGUUUUUAUGUGGUUAUUAUGGAUUACAUAAUGGUGGACUAAUCUAAAAAACAGUAUAUGGUAUACAUUUCCAGAUUUCUUAGUCUGAGUAUUUCAGUUGUCAACUCUUGUGUCCCUGAUGUCCCUGGAUACCACUGGACUAAAAACAAUGUUUCUUGGUAAGGCAAAAAGAGUUUGUGUUAUUUCUGUUUAACAAGCUGUGGUGACCUCCGAGUUGGUCAGAUUCGAAGCUUGGCUUAAAUGAAAGCCGAGUGUAUUCCCUUUUAAAAUGAUACAAAAUUUUAUAUUGUAGAGCUUUGACAAAUGCCCGUAUCGUGAGCCUAAACCAGACAUACACCAGUCUCAAAUAACAGAAUUUGCCCAAAGGGAUUGUUGACUUCAUGAGCUGAUAACUAUGAAUAAACUGCCACUUUAGAAGGGCUAUCCUUCUAAAGUGGCAGUUUAUUCAGUUAUCAGCAUGAUUUCAUAUGAUUUUGCUAUCAUAUGAAAAUAUCUAAAAAUAGAUAAUAUUUUAUGUUAUAUGUUCUUACCAUAACAAUGAGUUUUCAUUUGAGUAAAAUGAA
This is a messenger RNA of Xiphophorus couchianus (Monterrey platyfish), 1986 nucleotides long. RefSeq names its product G2/M phase-specific E3 ubiquitin-protein ligase-like. Lineage: Eukaryota; Metazoa; Chordata; Actinopteri; Cyprinodontiformes; Poeciliidae. The record is from RefSeq and is a predicted model, not a curated record. Bases 334 to 897 code for a protein of 187 amino acids. The transcript is spliced from 3 exons. Gene Ontology annotation, molecular function: ubiquitin-protein transferase activity.